GCUAAAAAACAAGAAAGCGUUAACCUCCAAUGCAGUCGACGGAAUAUGUCCAUUUCAACUGUUUGUGAAACUUGAAGAUACAUAAAGCAAGAACACUGUUUCUGUCAAUUUUCUCAGUUUUCUUCACUAAUGGCGAAAUCAAUUAGAUAUUUUGAGUUAAAGACAGGAGCCAAAAUCCCCUCCAUUGGGUUAGGCACAUGGAAGGCUGCCCCUGACGCCAUCGUCGAGGCCAUCACCGCCGCUGUCAAGGUCGGAUAUCGACACAUCGAUUGUGCUCAAAUGUAUGGGAACGAGAAAGAGACUGGUUUUGCUCUGAAGAAGGUUGUUGAAGAUGGUUUAGUGAAACGUGAAGAAUUAUUUAUCACCUCCAAACUUUGGAACACUGAUCAUGCGCCAGAAGAUGUUCCAGAGGCACUGAGCAGAACUUUGCAUGACUUGCAACUUGACUAUGUUGAUCUAUACCUUAUCCAUUGGCCUGUCAGCAUGAAAAAGGGAGGCUUGUGGCCUGAAAACCUUACCCAACCAGACAUAACUAGUACAUGGAGAGCAGUGGAGGCGAUCUAUGAUUCUGGCAAAGCUAGAGCUAUUGGUGUUAGUAAUUUCUCAUCAAAGAAGCUUGAGAAUCUGUUGGCGGUUGCACGGGUACCUCCUGCUGUAAACCAAGUGGAAUGCCAUCCCGUAUGGCAGCAAGAAAAGCUUCAUGCCUUCUGUAAAUCCAAAGGGGUUCACCUAUCUGGGUACAUACCAUUGGGCUCUCCUGGUUCAGGGAAAGAGGUCGAGGUUCUCAAACAUCCAGUUCUCAAAAUGGUGGCAGAGAAAUUGGGGAAGACUCCUGCACAGGUGGCUCUUCGAUGGGGUCUCCAAAUGGGUCAUAGUGUACUUCCCAAGAGCACAAAUGAUGCAAGGAUUAGGGAAAAUUUUGAUGUUUUUGAUUGGUCCAUUCCUGAAGAUUUGUUUUCCAAGUUCUCUGAAAUUGGGCAGGAGAGGCUAGUUAAGGGUUUUAACCUUGUGCAUGAAACUUAUGGUGCAUAUAAGACCAUUGACGAACUAUGGGAUGGUGAAUUGUGACCUAUCGCUGGAUUUAUAGACAUUAGAUUUCUGUCUUUCAACCGGUUUGGUUUGGUUAAACAUAAUUUCAAUGUUCUGGCAAGCAAUUCAAUUUGCAUUAGACAAUUUCAAUGUUCUGUCAAGCAAUUCAAUUUGCAUUGGAUAAA
Molecule: messenger RNA, 1214 nt
Organism: Manihot esculenta (cassava)
Lineage: Eukaryota; Viridiplantae; Streptophyta; Magnoliopsida; Malpighiales; Euphorbiaceae
Product: NADPH-dependent aldo-keto reductase, chloroplastic
Exons: 7
Coding region: 130-1068 (312 amino acids)
Cellular component (GO): cytosol
Molecular function (GO): aldose reductase (NADPH) activity
Source: RefSeq, a predicted model, not a curated record